Messenger RNA from Hipposideros armiger (great roundleaf bat), 1966 nucleotides. RefSeq names its product C1q and TNF related 2 (gene C1QTNF2). Bases 638 to 1618 code for a protein of 326 amino acids. Gene Ontology annotation, molecular function: protein binding. The transcript has 3 exons. Lineage: Eukaryota; Metazoa; Chordata; Mammalia; Chiroptera; Hipposideridae. The record is from RefSeq and is a predicted model, not a curated record.
UGUCACAUAGACAUCAUGCACAUACACACUGAUAUGUGGUUAUGCAUAUUUGUACACACAUUAAACAUACACUCAACACACAGAUAGCCAGCCACUAUUGUGUACACCCAGCAACGGGAGUACACUUCGGUUGCACACCAACCUGCAGUCUUGGGCCUGUGCAUGUGAAUGUGCAUCCACAAGCCCUGAUGCAUGUUUGCAGACACACACACAGACACGCACACGCACACACACACACACACACAACUAAACACGUACAGACGAUUCUUAAUCAUGCUCACGUGCAUGCACAUCCAGUACACAAGGAAAUGGACUCUGUUGUAAGCUGUCAUGCCCACACGCAUCCGCAGAUCCACAGUAGGAUGAAUGCUCACACGCAAGCAACACAGAUGGCUCCUCAGACACAUGCAGACGUGCCCACAUCUUUGCAAACUCCUGGGUAACAAUCACUCUCGUGCACGUAAACCUCCAAAUACAACGACAGGUUCUACACACGCAGAGAUGCAUUGGCACGCCCAAGGGGUCACCUGUGCUGGAAGUUUUUUCCAAACCGACUCCGAGCGGAGAGCGCUGUGCUGCAGGCCUGCCCACGUGACCGGGAGGAAGGCGCUCUCGCUAGUGACGGGAUGGAAAAAGUAUGCCUGGGGCAGGCGCCGAGCGGGCUGCUGUGGCCGCGGGAGGCGGGGACGCGGAGAACAGCCGACCGCUUAGUCGCUCCGGACGCUCCUGGAGGUGGCCGGCGGCAGCGAGGGUGAACACCAUGAUCCCCUGGGUGCUCUUGGCCUGUGCGCUCCCUUGUGCGGCUGACCCUCUUCUUGGUGCCUUCGCCCGUAGAGACUCCCAGAAGGGCUCCCCUCAGCUUGUCUGCAGCCUGCCUGGCCCCCAGGGCCCACCCGGCCCCCCAGGAGUCCCAGGGCCCUCAGGAAUGGUGGGAAGAAUGGGCUUUCCUGGAAAAGACGGCCAGGAUGGCCAGGACGGGGACCGGGGAGACAGCGGAGAGGAAGGUCCACCUGGCCGGACAGGUAACCGGGGAAAGCCAGGACCAAAGGGCAAAGCUGGGGCCAUUGGGCGGGCUGGCCCUCGAGGCCCCAAGGGGGUGAGUGGUACCCCGGGGAAGCACGGCACACCAGGCAAGAAGGGGCCCAAGGGCAAGAAGGGGGAGCCGGGCCUCCCGGGCCCCUGCAGCUGCAGCAGUGGCCAUGCCAGGUCGGCCUUCUCAGUGGCAGUGACCAAGAGCUACCCACGGGAGCGGCUGCCCAUCAAGUUUGACAAGAUCCUGAUGAAUGAGGGCGGACACUACAAUGCAUCCAGCGGCAAGUUCGUCUGCAGCGUGCCAGGGAUCUACUACUUCACCUACGACAUCACGCUGGCCAACAAGCACCUGGCCAUUGGCCUGGUGCACAAUGGCCAGUACCGCAUCCGGACCUUCGACGCCAACACGGGCAACCACGACGUGGCCUCGGGCUCCACAAUCCUGGCCCUCAAGCAGGAUGAUGAGGUCUGGCUGCAGAUCUUCUACUCAGAGCAGAAUGGGCUUUUCUAUGACCCUUACUGGACUGACAGCCUCUUCACAGGCUUCCUCAUCUAUGCUGACCAGGAUGACCCCAACGAGGUGUAGACAGGCCAGCGCUGGGUCUCCAGGGAGGGAACAUGCUCCCGGGGUUAUGCUUACAGACCGAGCCCCCCCGAACUGUCUGCUGGGGGCCUGGCGGCUGGCUAUUGGGAGCUUCUAGACUCAGGCCGACCUCCUCUGCCCCUUUUUCCCCCAUCAUUAAAUCCAAGCUUUUUUAUUCAUCCUUCCAUCUAUCCACACACUGAUUUUCUUUUUUAGUACCUACGGUGUGUCAGGCGCUAUGCUACACUCUGGAAGCUGCCACAGUGAACGAGACAAUCAGAGGCUCUGUCCUCAUGGAGAUCCCAUUCUAGUGAGAGGCACAAUUUACCAAUAAACAAACAAAUACUGUAA